Procambarus clarkii (red swamp crayfish) is the source of this 912-nucleotide messenger RNA. RefSeq lists its product as uncharacterized. The record is from RefSeq and is a predicted model, not a curated record. NCBI's taxonomy places the organism in Eukaryota, Metazoa, Arthropoda, Malacostraca, Decapoda, Cambaridae.
ACUACCCCCGCACCACAACUACUGUCAGUUUCUUCAUCUGUCUGAGUGUCAGACGUAAGUUGUAUGGUGAGAGGUGAUAGCCCUGGUGAGAAUGAUGCGAGGCUGGGCGCUGGUGGUGGUGUGUCUGGCGGUGGCGUCGGCGGCUGUGGAGGUGACGCCCCAGGAGGAGGUGACGCCACAGCAGGAGGUGACGCCGCAGGAGGAGGUGACGCCCCAGGAGGUAACGCCGCAGGAGGAGGCGACGCCGCAGGAGCUGUCGAAGCCUGAGGGGGCUGCCAUUGACACCGAUGCCAGACUCUCCCCAGAAAUCAGUGAUCGUGAACGCUUCUUCGGAGUGGCGUCGACCAGGACCUACACCAGUGUGGUGAUGGUGACGUCUACAGUGUUCUUCUCCUGCCUCUCCGGCACCUCCAAGGCGGUCUGUCAAGGGCGGCGCAAGAAGAAGAGCAUGCAAAGGUUCUUGGACUUAACCUCUGCUGACGAAGGGGAUGCUGAGCUGGACGGCAGCUUGGGCGAGGUAAAGGACAAACCAGAUGUGGAAGACACCGCGCCAAAGUCCCCAGAUUCACCCGUGUCUAAUGAUGCCAAGUUCAUCACCAUAUGGACCUCAUCACAAACCACCACCACCGUCACCAUGCUCUACACCAACACCAGCACCACCAUCCGCCUCUCCUACUUCUGCCAGGCGGGACAGGCCCAACUUCCCAUCUUCAGAUGCGCUGGCGGAGGUUAAUAUCAGCGUUGAUUACUUCAGCGUUGAUGUCAUCAGCGUUGGUUACUUCAGCGUUGAUGACGUCGUCAGCACGCCCAGGCCUUAGGCGGAGUCGACCUCCAUGAUAACUGUGACACUUGUUUUACUAUUUAUAUUGUACAUGAUAAUGUGAGUCCAAACAGUAUAAACUAUUAAGUUGA